Molecule: messenger RNA, 276 nt
Organism: Dicrocoelium dendriticum
Lineage: Eukaryota; Metazoa; Platyhelminthes; Trematoda; Plagiorchiida; Dicrocoeliidae
Source: the annotation of a GenBank genome assembly
AUGAAGCAGCCCGCUUCUGACGAACCGAAUAUGACCAAAUCUCUCCGAGAUAUAUUCUUCGACAUUGAAGAAGAAUUCGACCAGUUGGUGUCACCGAAUUUGGCCGAAUUUCGAAGACUGGAGAAGCCCAGAUAUGUGACUCAUGCCGAACGUAAAGUGCUCAGCCCGUACAACCCUUCUUGCGAAUGUCACUCCCUCUCAUCCACCAAAAAACCCAGGCAGCUGCUGCCAAACAACUUCAGUCAGGGUUUUGUCAGACAUCACCGGAAUUGUUGA